Molecule: messenger RNA, 339 nt
Organism: Leptosia nina
Lineage: Eukaryota; Metazoa; Arthropoda; Insecta; Lepidoptera; Pieridae
Source: the annotation of a GenBank genome assembly
AUGAGUGUCAGACGCUCUCCACCCGCUACGUUUGGCUCAAUGCCAGACUUGCCGAAUGCUGGGAGUGGAAAACCUGAACAACAGAUAACACUACGCAAACGAAAACAGCCCGAUAGAAGCUGCUGCUGUAAUCAAGAAUUACAAGACUUUCGACGGGACAUCACAACCUUACUUGACAACUUUAAUAGUGCUCAAGAAACCACUUUAAAGUUUAUGCGCGAUAAUCUAAUGGAAAUAAAGACCCAGUUGAAUGACAUUAAAGGCUCCGUAAAUGGACAACUCACAAUUCUUCGAGCAAUCGAGGAGUCAACAUCUCCUGAAGAUGCCGUCCACACGUGA